Messenger RNA from Chinchilla lanigera (long-tailed chinchilla), 1424 nucleotides. It is a transcript of the gene Hapln2, whose product is annotated as hyaluronan and proteoglycan link protein 2. Gene Ontology annotation, biological process: cell adhesion. The transcript has 7 exons. The coding region runs from base 224 to 1249 and encodes 341 amino acids. The record is from RefSeq and is a predicted model, not a curated record. Gene Ontology annotation, molecular function: hyaluronic acid binding. NCBI's taxonomy places the organism in Eukaryota, Metazoa, Chordata, Mammalia, Rodentia, Chinchillidae.
UGGACGUCCCUGGACAACUUUCACCUGGAAGCCUCCUUUCUCUUACGCAGGACAGAAGGCUGCUACACAUCGCUUCCUUUGUCUAACAGGACAGAGCCUGCAGCGUUGGCAAACUCCAUGGAUGGCAAGUUUGGGACGGAGCACCUCGGCUGAGAGAUCACAAGAGAGAAGUUGCUAAAUCAGGACCUGGCCCGGGCCUCAGAACCUGCUGGCAGACCCCAUCAUGCCAGGCCGGCUCACCUUGUCCGAACUCUGCCGCUUCCUUCUCCCCUGGGUGCUCGUCAUCUCUAACAGAGCGCUGGGGGACGCAGCAUCCCACCCCGGGCCCCACUACCUCCUGCCCCCCAUCCACGAGGUCAUUCACUCGCGACGUGGGGCCACGGCCACACUGCCCUGCAUCCUGGGCGCCUCGCCUCCCAGCUACAAGGUGCGCUGGAGCAAAGUAGAGCCGGGGGAGCUCCGGGAAACUCCGAUCCUCGUCACCAACGGGCUGCACGCCCGGGGCUACGGGCCGCUGGGCGGGCGCGCCAGGCUGCGGCGGGGGCACCGGCUGGACGCCUCACUGGUGCUGGCGGACGUGCGCCUGGAGGACGAGGGCCGCUACCGCUGCGAGCUCAUCAACGGGAUGGAGGACGAGAGCGUAGCGCUGACCCUGCGCCUGGAGGGUGUGGUGUUUCCGUAUCAGCCCAGCCGCGGCCGCUACCAGUUCAACUACUUCGAGGCGAAGCGGGCAUGCGAGGAGCAGGACGGGCGCCUGGCCACCUAUGGCCAGCUGUACCAGGCGUGGACCGAAGGGCUGGACUGGUGUAACGCGGGCUGGCUGCUGGAGGGCUCCGUGCGCUACCCCGUGCUCACCGCGCGAGCCCCGUGCGGCGGCCCCGGCCGGCCCGGCAUCCGCAGCUACGGGCCCCGCGACCGCAUGCGCGACCGCUACGACGCCUUCUGCUUCACCUCGGCGCUGGCAGGCGAGGUGUUCUUCGUGCCCGGGCGCCUGACGCUGUCCGAGGCGCACGCGGCGUGCGGGCGGCGCGGGGCCGUGGUGGCCAAGGUCGGCCACCUCUACGCCGCCUGGAAGUUCUCGGGGCUGGACCAGUGCGACGGCGGCUGGCUGGCGGACGGCAGCGUGCGCUUCCCCAUCACCACGCCGCGGCCGCGCUGCGGGGGCCUCCCGGACCCGGGGGUGCGCAGCUUCGGCUUCCCCAGGCCCCAGCAGGCGGCCUACGGGACCUACUGCUACGCACAGACGUAGGCGCCCGGGGAGUGGAACGGGGUCCUGCGCUUCCCGCUUCCCGGGGAGGGACGGGAAGAAGGGACCUGGAGCGCCCCCCGCGGCCGGUACGGACGCGGCCCUUGGACGGCGGAUCGUGGGCCGUCCUAGCAUUCACUGACCUCCGCGCACCGCAAUAAAAUAACGUGGCACCUGC